GCGCGGUAUCUAAUCUUUGACUUGUAAGUAAUCAGCAAAAAUCAUCUAUUCAACUGACUGAUUGUUAAAUUAUUUAUAUUUUCUUUAUUCCAACAAUUUGUUCCGAUUCAAUUUUGUGUCCAACUAUGGCUUUAUCAGAGACUGAUGACCAACUUACAAUAGUUAAUCGAUCAUUGGAAUAUCGAAUCAACAAAAAACUGAUUCGUAAAGUGCCUUAUUUUGAAAAGAUGCUGAACCUUGGUUUAAAAGAAUCAAAGGAAAACAAAGUCGUAUUGGAUUUUGAAACAAAGGCAUUCAAAUCAAUCCUCAGUUGGAUCGAAAUCGGACUUAUCCUCAUCGAGAUGGAUUGUGUAAUAAAUAUUUGUAUCAUAGCUGACUAUUUCGGUUUAAGUGAUUGUUUGAUAGACGAUUGCUUUACAUAUUUCCAUGAUAAUUUUUCAAUUGAGUAUCUUCCGGUUAUUAUACCUCAAGUGACUUCAACAUCUAAGUUGAUCAACUCUGGUACUCUUAAUGCUUUCAUUUGUCGUUAUUUCAACAAAAUUGUGAACUCACCUGUUUGGUUGCAUUAUCCUGUUGAAACAAUCCGAUAUAUUUGUGCUUUGGAUUUGAUGAUUCACUCAGAGUAUCAAGUUUUCGACGCUAUCAUGCAUUGGGCGAAUUUCAAGGCUGAUUCUAGAAAGUGCUAUCUUAAGGAACUGUUAAAGUUGGUUCGUUUCUGCCAUAUGGAAGAUAAGGAUUUAUCGAAAAUCAAAGAAAAUGAAUUUUUCAGAUCUUCCGGUCUUGAACCAGAAUUAUGCAAACCUAAUUGUAAUUGUAAUAUCGACCGAACUAAGCAAGGUUGUUUUGUCAUUAUUGUAGAAUUGAGUGACAAAAAUUUGCGAUUUGAAAUAUUUGACAGUGACUUCAGGCCAUUGGUUAAUCAAGUAAUGCAACCAGAUGAAUCUAUGCCUUUGUUUAUUCUUCAUAAUGAACAUGUUUCAGAUAUAUCAUUUGAUUCUGGAAGGAAAAUUAUACGUAUUGAUUGGAAGCAGAAUACAUAUCGUUUGCUUGAUUUUUCAGCUUAUAGAUCGUAUCAUCACGUAAUCCAUCGAUGCAUUUAUGAAGCGCAGCAAGCAAGUGCGAAUUGUUGUGUGCAGACUGAUUACGGUGCAAGUUUAGAAUAUGAAUUUUCAUUUCUCGAAGCUAACGAGAAGUGCAUUCUUGUUCGUAACGAUUCUUGCUAUUUCCGCGGUUGGAAGAAUCCAUCUACUAGAUAUAUUAAUUAUUUAUAUGAUGAUAAUAGACAUACUUACCUGGCAACUAUUUUGGAUAAUAUUAUUUAUAUGUUAAACGGCAGUUUUGAAUUUUUCCAGUUCAACAUUGACCGUGAUCUAGAGUUUAAAAAGAUUAAACUUCAAAGCUUUGAAGAAAAUUUGAAAUUCAGUAAUUUAGUUUUAACAUCCAAGCAAGCUAAUGAUGAUAGAGUUCUUUUGAUUGAUAAGACCACAAAAGAUGUUCUUUGUUUCAAUGUCAGCACUCAACAAUGGAAACCAGUCGGUCGAAUUAUUGAUCGUAAAGGCAAAUCGACGGAUAGUCAAAAGGAAUCUAAUGUUCUUAAAGCUUUUACCUUUGGAUUUUUAUCAACGGAUUCGAUCAACCUUUGCUUGGAACGUAUUCUCUACGCUGUAAAAUGACGUUCAUUUGACAUAAACGAGUACACUGAAUUGAUAUUCUUGUUCGAUGCCAGCUUCAUGUAACCUGAUUCAAACGUUAACAUUCAUUCGAUAUAUUCGAAUUGAAUCGACCAUGCAUAUGAGCCGUACUUUGAUUUCUUUCUUUAUGUUUCUAUUCAUUUCAUUAAAGAACUUUGUUCACGACGAA
This is a messenger RNA of Tetranychus urticae (two-spotted spider mite), 1860 nucleotides long. RefSeq lists its product as uncharacterized. The record is from RefSeq and is a predicted model, not a curated record. Lineage: Eukaryota; Metazoa; Arthropoda; Arachnida; Trombidiformes; Tetranychidae. Gene Ontology annotation, molecular function: protein binding.